UCGUGGCCGUAGUCGUCUUUUUUGGAGAAACGUGUUCGUGGCCGUCGUCGUCUGCAGAGAUUCGAAACGAAAGUGAGAGAGCAUCGCAGAGGGAAGAAGGCGGCCCCCUUGGCUGGCUCGAUCGCCGCUGUGUUCACGCGGAGGAAUCAGAUCAGCACCGCGAAAUCCACCAGCGCAGACGAGGCAGCGAGCAGUCCAGGCCUCUAGGGGACCAGGAUGGCGGCGGCCGUGGCGUCGCUGUACAGGCGGGUCCUCCCGUCGCCGCCGGCGGUGGACUUCGCUUCGCCGGAGGGCAAGCGCCUCUUCGCCGAGGCCCUGGCGGCGGGCACCAUGGAGGGCUUCUUCCCCCUGGUCUCCGUCUUCCAGACGCAGUCGGAGCCGGCCUUCUGCGGCCUCGCCUCCCUCGCCGUCGUCCUCAACGCGCUCGCCAUCGACCCGGGCCGCCGCUGGAAGGGGCCCUGGCGCUGGUUCGACGAGUCCAUGCUCGACUGCUGCGAGCCCCUCGACAAGGUCAAGGACCAGGGCAUCACCUUCGGCAAGGUCGCCUGCCUCGCGCACUGCUCCGGCGCCGACGUCCAAUCCUUCCGCGCCAACCGGGUCACCAUCGACGACCUACGGCGGCAUCUCAUCCGAUGCGUCUCCUCCCAGGACUGCCAUCUUAUUGCUUCCUACCACAGGAAGGCUUUCAAACAGACUGGAACUGGGCAUUUCUCCCCAAUCGGUGGCUACCAUGCCGGACAGGAUAUGGCGCUCAUCUUGGAUGUCGCCCGUUUCAAAUAUCCUCCACAUUGGGUUCCAUUGCAACUUCUUUGGGAAGCCAUGAAUACCACUGAUGACUCAACUGGACUUAUCAGAGGGUUCAUGCUUAUAUCAAGACAGACUGCAGCUCCUUCAUCGCUGUACACAGUGAGUUGCAGAGAUGAAAACUGGAAAAGCAUGGCGAAGUAUUGUGUUGAAGAUUUACCAAAUCUUUUGAAGGCAGAGAAUCUAGACAACGUUGCAGCACUUUUGUCCCGUUUAAUUGAGUCUCUUCCAGCUGAUGCUGAAUCUUUGAUCAAAUGGGUUGUAGAAGUUAGGAGAAAAGAGGAAGGUGGACCAAGCUUAAGCAAAGAGGAGAAAGAAAGGCUUUUCUUGAAGGAAAAUGUACUGCAGCAAGUUCGUGAUACCAGGCUAUUUGCCAUAGUCCAUGAUCAACAGAAUGCUAAUAAACCAUGUUGUAAUUGCUCAUCACUGAGCGAAGAAGAUUCCCUUACUAGGAUUGCAGCCGUUGUGUGCUGUCAGGGAGCUGCAAUGCUAUCAGGAAACCUUGUGCCAAGAGAUGCCUUCUGCUGCAAAGAAACAUGUUUGAAAUGUGUCCAAGCGAAUGGUGAUGGGCUCAAGACCGUUAUCUCAGGCUCUGUGGUAUCUGAAGGCAGUGAGCAAGGUGUUGAUAUGCUUUUACCAAUGUCUUCACCUAGUGCCAGUUCAUGCAAUUCAAACUUGAGGAACAAUGUCAUCAAAUAUCCAUCAACCGUGGAUGUUCUAACUGUUCUUCUGCUGGCUUUACAUCCCAACACGUGGUUGGGCAUCAAAGAUGAGAAGCUGAAAGCUGAAUUUCAGACUCUUAUUUCAACUGACAGUCUACCUGAUGAUCUGAAACGAGAGAUAUUGCAUCUAAGGCGGCAACUCUAUUAUCUAAAGGCCUGUAAAGAAGAGGAAUGUGAAGACGCGGAGCCACCAUCGCCUAAGCAGCAAAGCUGAAGUGGCAAUGUGCCCACGUCAUUAAUUUACUUACAAGAAAUUGAUGUCAAGAGAAAAGUUGGCAGAGUCCAGAUAUCAAAUGAGCAGGAUUAUGAUAGUAGUGUAGUGAUGGUAUCUUAUUAUUCAGGUCUGAAAUUUCAAAAAAAAAAAAUCAGGUCUGGUGUUGUUUCCUUCUAAGAGAGGCUAUUAUCCUCCUUGCUCAAGGAGCUCAAGGAGAUGCUAUUAUUCUUUUUUCUGAAUGAUGAUUAAACCAUUUCUCCUUACUUGCUUUUUGAUAAACCUUGUCAUAUUCUCUAUACUCUGAAUAGAUUCCUUGUAUCCUAUCAUUUGUAUCUACGAAUGUACUGUGUGUGAUUAGUUCAUAAGCAAAAUUUCCCUAAAAAUAGAAUUGUUGUGACUAAUGUAUCAGUAA
Molecule: messenger RNA, 2152 nt
Organism: Sorghum bicolor (sorghum)
Lineage: Eukaryota; Viridiplantae; Streptophyta; Magnoliopsida; Poales; Poaceae
Product: glutathione gamma-glutamylcysteinyltransferase 1
Exons: 6
Coding region: 217-1740 (507 amino acids)
Biological process (GO): cellular detoxification of cadmium ion; phytochelatin biosynthetic process; response to metal ion
Molecular function (GO): metal ion binding; glutathione gamma-glutamylcysteinyltransferase activity
Source: RefSeq, a predicted model, not a curated record